AUGGCGACGCCUCCCGAUUCACCAAUUGAAGAAGGUUAUUUUGAUAUUGGUACGACAAGAGUUUUCAAACAUCCAACAGUUGCACUCGAAGAUCUUUGCAAACAAACAAAAUUUUCAAGGCACGAAAUCCGAGUCAUGUACAGAGGAUUUAAACAGGAAUGUCCGGAAGGCGUGGUUUUAGAAGAAGCUUUUAAAGACGUUUACCAAAAAUUUUUCCCACACGGGAAUUCAAGUUCUUAUGCUCAUUAUGUGUUCAAAGCCUUUGACGUCAAUUGUAAUGGAGCUAUUACGUUUAGGGAUAUGUUAGUGACGUUAUCGACGCUUUUAAGAGGUUCCGUUUACGAAAAAUUACGUUGGACAUUUAAAUUAUACGACAUAAACGGGGACGGAUGCAUAACGAGAUCGGAAUUAGGUGAAAUAAUUCUUGCCAUACACGAAUUAAUGGGAAGGAGACCGCAUCAAAUAGACGACGAUAGAAAAGCGAGAGAUCAAAUCGACAGAGUCUUCCGUAAGUUAGAUUUAAAUCAAGAUGGCGUCAUAACGUUAGAAGAAUUUAUGGAAUCUUGCUUGAAGGACGAUGGAAUAACAAAAUCCCUACAAGUAUUCGAUUCGGCGCUAUGA
Pediculus humanus corporis (human body louse) is the source of this 621-nucleotide messenger RNA. RefSeq names its product Kv channel-interacting protein, putative. Gene Ontology annotation, molecular function: calcium ion binding. The coding region runs from base 1 to 621 and encodes 206 amino acids. The transcript is spliced from 5 exons. NCBI's taxonomy places the organism in Eukaryota, Metazoa, Arthropoda, Insecta, Psocodea, Pediculidae. The record is from RefSeq and is a predicted model, not a curated record.